UCAUGCUGCUGCCAGGUCCAGAGUCUCUCAUGGGUCCCUGUACGGCCUCCCAUUGCUGCUGUCUCCAUCGCCACACUCUGCCAUGUGCCACUUUCAGGUCUCCUCACACUGCUGGUGUGUUCCAUUUUGUCAUAGGGUGCUGGCAGAUUACGGGCCUCCCAUUGCUGCUGCCAGGCCCGUAAUCUGCCAUGGGCCCCCGUACCGCCUCCUCAUGCUGCUGCCAGGUCCAGAGUCUCUCAUGGGUCCCUGUACGGCCUCCCAUUGCUGCUGUCUCCAUCGCCACACUCUGCCAUGUGCCACUUUCAGGUCUCCUCACACUGCUGGUGGGUUCCAUUUUGUC
Messenger RNA from Staurois parvus, 340 nucleotides. NCBI's taxonomy places the organism in Eukaryota, Metazoa, Chordata, Amphibia, Anura, Ranidae. The record is from the annotation of a GenBank genome assembly.